Microcebus murinus (gray mouse lemur) is the source of this 6355-nucleotide messenger RNA. It is a transcript of the gene SYNJ2BP, whose product is annotated as synaptojanin 2 binding protein. Gene Ontology annotation, biological process: receptor localization to synapse; receptor clustering; establishment or maintenance of epithelial cell apical/basal polarity. Gene Ontology annotation, cellular component: cell junction; basolateral plasma membrane. The record is from RefSeq and is a predicted model, not a curated record. Lineage: Eukaryota; Metazoa; Chordata; Mammalia; Primates; Cheirogaleidae. Gene Ontology annotation, molecular function: protein kinase binding.
UUUUGUCUGUCUUUGCACUCUCAUUAGUGGAUUGCCUGUGACACUGUGACACACAUCCCAGUCUGGUUCGAUGCUUACAGAAUUUUUUUUUCUUUUCUACAUUUGUGGAGAUUUUCAGAGAUGGCCAGGAUAUUUUAUUUUUAAUUUUUUCUCGACAACAUCAAUUUAUUUGUGUCCCCUGCUUUUACUUGCCUCCUCCACCCUCACCUUCCCACCUGCUUUCAAAGGCAAAUUUGAUUGGUAAUUUGUCGCUUGCUCACCUGCUACUUUGCUUUGAGAACCGGGUGAGAAAGGGCAAUCUGCCGGCGGCGAAGACCACGACUCCCAGCGCUCCCCGCGAUCGACUUCCUCUUCCGGUCUGGAGGCUGCUGAAACCGAAAGUGCUGUGUUUUGAGCGCAGCCGCCUAGGUUGAUUCACCUUCACCUGUGCGGAGCCCCAACUGACCCCAAUAGGAAGCCGGGUGACCAGUAAAACAUGAACGGAGGAGUGGAUUAUUUGGUCGCUGAGGAAGAGAUCAAUCUUACCAGAGGACCCUCGGAUGGGAUGAUCACAUUUGUCCAAAUGGGAUGCUUUUGAAAUUGAAGAGGGACUCUUAUAACUACACUGGGGCAACAGGGCUGGGCUUCAACAUCGUCGGUGGGACAGAUCAACAGUAUGUCUCCAAUGACAGUGGCAUCUACGUCAGUCGCAUCAAAGAGAAUGGGGCUGCGGCCCUGGAUGGGCGGCUCCAGGAGGGUGAUAAGAUCCUCUCGGUAAAUGGCCAAGACCUAAAGAACCUGCUGCACCAGGAUGCUGUAGACCUCUUUCGUAAUGCAGGCUAUGCUGUGUCCCUGAGAGUACAACACAGAUUACAGGUGCAGAAUGGACCUAUAGGACAUCGAGGUGAAGGGGACCCGAGUGGUAUUCCCAUAUUUAUGGUGCUGGUGCCAGUGUUUGCCCUCACCAUGGUAGCAGCCUGGGCCUUCAUGAGAUACCGGCAAUAACUCUGAAGAACUUGCUGUCUUUCAGUGUUCCCAAUGAAGAUACAUUUCUCCUCCCCUCCUCCCCUGCCAUUCUCCCAUAUCUUUUCCUCUCUGCAUAGCCAACACAUGAUUUUAAAUGACUGCUACCAACCCUGAACUUUGUUGUUCAAAAUCUUCAAAUCUUCAUAUUCUAUUGGAAAAGUAAAGGUAUUGUUUAAAGGAAAGCUGAAGAAAAAGCUUGCUUAGAACAAAUGAGGAGUUACAUAUUUUACUAAGACUUUCAAUAGAAAUUCAGCUACUACCCAAAGAGGGAAAGUUCCAGUCUUCCUGUUACCAUGGUGAUACCCUUUUUUUUAGUGGAUAUACCUUAAAGGCCAGCUGUGUGAUAUUAGAGGAAGAGAGGAUUUUUCUUUUUAAUAAUCUUUCUUGGAAAGUUUUUGUGGCCUUUAUUUAAUUUCUAACUACAUACCUAGUGCCUAUAUCAGAAAAAGGAGAAUGAGAAGAGCAUUUUUACUUUUUUUUAAAAAGCAAAUACAUACAUACACACAUACAUGGAUGAUGAUAGUAUAAUAGUGAUGCCUAUGGAGAAGUAAAGAGGUAAGAAAACUACUCAGUGAAGAUACUUGUGGGAGCAUGUAUAGUAGGAAUGAGGGAGUGAGCCUUAAAAGAGGACAUUCAAUCUGGGUCAUUUAAAAAAUAAUAAAGUGACUCAUUAAAAAUUAGAAAAACGGCAUUUCUUCUCAUAAUAGCAAUGGUGAGGUAAGUUGCCAUAAUCCAGCUCUGCUCGUGUCAAUCUAUCAAAAACCUUUGAGGGGUAAAGGUAAAUUUUACCAGUAUCAGGGCUGUGCUAGUGACUCUUUUGGUACCUCACAGUCCUGUUAAAGAAUCAGCUGGAACAAUUGUCAGGGCUAUGGUGAUGGGGCCAAAAUAACCCAGUGAGAAAAUUCCAAAAGAACAAAAGAUAGUACCUCCAAGGUAGCACCUGAACCCUCAGGCUAUCAACCAGUCUUCUUGGUUUCUAGUAACAGGCAAAGCUGAGAGAAGGAACCGCCUCUCUGGUAGGAUGGGCAUGAACUCAGCUCUGCUUCUGAUUUAGUUAAAAUGAGAGGGCCUGGAUUGGUAGUUUUUGAAGGUGCUAAACACUGGUUAUAGCUUUUAAUUAAUAAGUUGUUUUGCAUGAAAAGGGAGGAAAAAUGUUUUGUUUGCUUUAGGGGAGAGGAAAAUUUGGUGGGUGCUUCAUGGGGCCUAGAAGGAGGAUAUGGAUGAAUGGAUACUAGGGAAUACCAGCAACAUUGGUGAGGCGGGAAGUAUCUUGUUCAUGUUCAUUCAUUUAAGGUUGGUUUUAAGCACUAAGGAUAGCUGAACCAAGAGAAUUUUGUAGCUUUAAGAAAGUCAUUUUCGUUCUCUAAAUAUACUGGGCAUACGUAGGCCUUAUAUAAUUUUGACAGCAAGAUUAUGAGGACUUUCCAUCAGGCAAUGAAUUCUAUUCAAUUUUUAGCAUGGUUGCUCUAGUAACUAAACAAAUAUUGAUUGGACAUCAACUUUGUCAAAACAUUGUACAAACAAGUAAAAUUUAUAUCAUCCAUCCCAAAGGGCUUUUCGGUUCCAAUCAGAAGAGAAUGCUUAAAAAGGAAUUAGCCACACAAGCAGGACAAUGUAAGUUGGUGUCAAGUUUACAUUGCAGAAACCAAAAGAGAAAAAAAUUUCUGAGAAUUGGGGCAUUUGAGAAAGUUCCAUGGAGGAAGGAAACAAGUUAAGGACCCUUGAGAAGCUUCAGAGAAUUCAUAGUUCAGAGAAUUCAUAAAUAGGUGAAAAGUUAAAAGUAUUGUUAGAUUAAUAAUUGGAAAAAAAAUAAUAAAAGAAAUGGUACCAUGCAGAACACAUUGUAGUAACAAAGAAAAUAUGCAGCCAACCAUCAUAUUUUUUUAGGUAUUCAGAAGAAGAAAGCUUUCACAUAAUGGCAUCAGACCAGAUUGGAAAGAGAAGGCUUUUAAAAAUAAAAAGUCCAGUAAGACCAGGCUGCCUCUUGGUCAACUGUUGGUAUCUGGAGAAACUUGCUUUAAACAAUCCUGGCCUAACUCUUCUGCCUUUUAACCUGAACUGUUCAGUACCUUUGAGACUCACUUAGACAGCUGGACUCAUGGUAGGUUCCACGGAAAAACACUGACAGUAUUCCAGUUCUCAGUCCAACCAGCCACACUAUGGAGGCACAGCCUCUAGGGCCUGCUCUGUGGCUCAAGGUGCAGGCGCUUCCAUGGUGCGCGUGCUUACCUCCUAGGAUUCUUCUCAGGGUUUGGACAUUAACUCCUGAGAGGACUUUGAGACAUUCAAAGUGAAACAAAUGGCAAGCAGGAAAGAAAAGCUCUUUAGUUUUUGUUUGUAGGUAUAUGUAAAUAAAAAAAAACACUAACCCUAUCCCUUUGUUGGUAGAAGUUUUGCUUUGGUUGAGAAUAGGGGCUCUGAUGCACUUUAAUAAUUUAGAUUGUCUCAGAAAUCAAAUAGCAUUUAAAGAUCAAUAUAUUAAAGUUUUAGGCAGGUACACUAAUUAUAUUCUUCUGAUUUUUAUAGAAAACAAAUUAUCAUAGAUAUAGUAUUAGAAUCCAUUAUAGGUUGUCAAAAAAUUUAUGUUCUUUAUAGAUUGAAUCUAAUAUUCCUGCCACUUUAUAGAUUGUAAUAAUGUUUCUACUACCUAAAUAUUAUGUUCAAAGUUUUGAAAAUUGAAGAAAGGUAUUUUUAAAACCCUAUACUUUAAAACAUUUCUCUAUAUUUUUUAUUCUGUAUUGUAUAUAAUUCCAAUAAGAUAUUGUUUGCUUUGAUUGUCUCUAUUUUCUUUUCCUGCAAAGUUUUAACUUCUGUGUUAUUGAUUUAACUUAAUUGUGUCAUCUAGCCAUGUAUAAUGGAAAAAAGAAGUUAAUAUUUGUUACUGUGUUCUAUGUCAGGGACUGUACCAAACCUGAAUUGGUACACUAUUUGCUCAUGCCUCACAACUCUGAGAUUUAAGUAUUUUUAGAAAGAGACUAAAGAUGAGAGAAUAAAUUACUUCUUGUGAUUACAUAGGUGGUAAUAAUAGAAUCAGGACUUAAACUCAGGACUUCUGGUGCCGGGAUCAAUGGUACUUCUUCACUGGUAGUGGUUCUCAAAGCAAGAUCUCUGGACAAAAGCAGCAGCAUUACUGGGAACUUGUUAGAAAAGCAAGUUAUUGAACUUCAUCCCAGAAACUCUUGAGCAUGGCACCCAGAAAUCUGUGUUUUAAUAAUCCCCCCAAGUGACUCUCAUUCAUGCUAAAGUUUAAGAUUCACUGCUCUGUACCAAUAAUUAAUUGUCCCUCUUUCUCAGAUUAGAAUCACCCAGAGAGCUUGGAAAAGUCCUUAUGCCCAGGCUGCACCCCAAACCAAUUAAGUAGGAAUCUCGGGGGAUGGGACUGAGGCAGCAGUAAAGUUAAGUUCAUCAAGUGUUUCCAGUGUGCAACCUUAGUUGAAAACAUUCUAUGGCAUUUAAACCUAGCCACUAUAUUAAAUUAUUAAGUUAUAAACAGACAUUGCUCCAGCCAAAAUGAAAAACUUCACUUGGGCCUUUUCAGAGCCCAGCUCUCUGAGUUUCUGUCCUAAGUAAGAAGUGGAACAUUCUUUCACUCCUGAUUUGCUAAGUACUGAUGAGCCUACAGCAAAAUGUAUGAUUAGUGAAUGUUUCAGUUUGUACAUCUGUAAAAUUAGAAUCAAGUCAUAGAACAUUGACACUACUAAGGAACCAGAAAGAUUCUAGAAUGAAUUUGUCUUAGAGAUGAGAAAAUCAAGGCUUAGAGAGGUGAGUUAACUAUGAAAAGACUAGUCUGUUGCAGAGGUGAACUUUCUGUCUCAUAUUUAGGUCUUGAAUGUAUUUACUACAUAAACACAUACAAAACUAUCCUUUUUAUCUCAGUCCACUUCCAUCUUCUCUCUUUGGGCCUGAAUAAAGACCAGAAAACUGAUAGACUGCUAAAACGUAUUGCAAGCAUCAUUACUGGAAGAUUCCACAGAACAAUCUGAGAAAGAUAAAUGUAAUCCAAUCAGAUGAGUUCUGGGACUAAUUCUAAUAGUUUUAAACUAGGGACAUAUGUUUUUUGACAGUAAAUAAGUAAUUUUAAAAAUAUAUUUAAAGAAGUGAAGGAACAUAAGGAACUAUAAGGCUGUCAAGUAUAUGGGGAAGUAGAGUUCAUGUAGUUUCAUGUAGAGCCAAAGAUUUUAUUCUAAUCAAUUUUGGUGGAAAUUUAUCUUUGAACAGAGGAUUUUUUUCUCUUCGUUUAGCAAAUAGCUGAAGAUUGCUUACUGUGUGCUAGGUACUAAAGAUACAAAGAUAAAUAAGAUACACUCUAAACUGAAAUAGCUCAGCAUAUUAGAGUGGGGGGAUCUUUGUGGGUGCUCUUGAUGUUAAAAGUAUUUUUCUAACAUUACCUAGAAGAUUCAGUUAUAAAGCUCUCUACCUCUUACCUAUAAUAGGUUUAGGUUGGUUGCUAUCCUGGGUUAAGCCCUUUUAACUGUAAAUCUUUACAUCCAAAAGGGCAAUUAUGAUCAAAAGGAAGACAGUAUUAAGGAAUUCUACUCUGAUCAGAACCAGAUUCUUAACUGCCAUAGACUUUCAUGUGAUGUUGAUAUUUAUGUAUAGAAUACAAAGCACUUGAUCUGCUUACCUGAAGCACUUAAUGAUACUGUAUAAAAACCUAUAUUAUAAGAAGGCAUUGCUGCUUCUAAGGAAUCAAGUUAUAGCAAAUACUAGGUCUUGUUUCUAAAAGUUUUCCACAAUGUUCAUGUUCUUUUUCUUUUUGCAGGGGGAAAGGAAGGGUAGAGGGAUGUAUGUUUUCUAAAUGCAAGUCAAUUAUCAACCAACAGUCAUUUACAAAACAACUUCGUAUUUGCUGUAAUCAUUAAAUUUAUUGACUAAUCACAGGAAAAUGGGAUGAUCCUUUUUCCUAGUGUGUAGAUUUUCAAGUGGAGACACAGAAUUGAAUCCCAUUUUAAUCUUGUAUCUACAAUGCUGAUUGAAUAUGAAAUUUCUACUGGAUACAUGUGCAUUUUACCUCCAGGCUAUGUUCUUCUAAAAUUAUUUUCCUUAUGAAACUUACCUUGUUUUGCUGCCUUUCUACUUUGAUUCUAAUGUCACAUUACAUCUGUGGAUGUAAACAGCAGUCAGUUUCUCAGUACUAAUAGAGCCCUAUGAAGAGCAACUUGGAAGACAUGUGGACAUAAAACACUAGAGAAUAUAACUACAGAUUAAAUAUGUUAAUGAGCCAUCAAAAUCUAUGAUGAUCUCUUUUAAGCUUUGCUAUUUGAUACCAGAUAACAGCAAAUGAAAUAAUAGUGUACCUAACUGUGCCUAGCCAGUAUUGGCAUUCAAUAAAAACUUGUUGAAUUUGUCA